This is a messenger RNA of Amoebophrya sp. A25, 2380 nucleotides long. The record is from the annotation of a GenBank genome assembly. Lineage: Eukaryota; Dinophyceae; Syndiniales; Amoebophryaceae.
CCUGAAGAGGAUCUACUUACAAAGAAUACAGUUCUUAUUCCCGACAUUAAUUUUAACAAUCAUGAUGUCAAUGCAGCGACGAAGAAGUAAGCGGACAAUCACAGCAAAAGUGUUGUAGUCACGGUAAUUAUAUUCGGAAGUAAAUUUAGCUUCAUAGAAUAUCAGGAGUACAAUUAUACCCAGCUAUAUUACUGCGAGCAUCCAUUGGCUAUUUUUUGUAACAAGAAAAGAAGACAAAAAAUGACGGCUCUGGUGGAGAAGGAGCAGCAAGAGGGGUUCGAAUACCUCAACGAGUUGGACCGAGGAGGCUUUGACUUUGGAUUGUGCAAAAGAAAUAUGAAACUCGUACAACCAUUUUUUGCAUUAGUACUAAAAAUUACACUUUCUUCUUGAAGAAUCUCCUGUCAAUUGUGAACCUCGAAGUAAAGGAUUCAUUUAUAAUAUCGCCAUCCGCAUAAUUGAAACUUUCAGGCACAGGCACUGACGGGUAAAGCGCAGUUUCCGCAAGCCAAGAAAACCGGAACUACGAUUUGCGGGAUCAUAGUGAAAGGUAUAAUCUCUUGUAAAUUGGAACUUAAUUUGAGAACAAGGAGGAUCCACUUCUUUUUCAUCUGCUGGGAAAACAAGUCCUGUCUUCGACAAGUAGAUUUACUUACAAACAAGAAAUCCUUUGUACCACGUCCUGCGCAGACGCCGUCAUCCUCGGUGCCGAUACACGUGCGACUGCAGGAGCCAUAGUUGCGGAUAAGAAUGCGGACAAACUGCACCCCAUUGCACCUAUGAUCCAGUGUGCGGGUGCAGGCACUAGUGCAGAUUUGACAGCGACAACAGAACUCAUGGAACGACAGAUGGAAUUACACGCAUUGAACACCGGAACUCAAGUACGAGUGGUUACGGUUGUGCGGAGACUCAGUCAGAUGUUGUUUCGAUACCAGGUAUAAUUUAUGUAGGAUGUUGUUUCGUUUUCGAUACCAGGUAUAAUUUGAGUACCAAUGGUUAGUACAACAUUAAAGUUCAAGUGAUCUUCUUCUAUCACACCAUCUUCCUCAAAAAAAAACUAACAGGGCCACAUCGGCUGCCAUUUAGUUCUUGGAGGAUAUGACCUGAAAGGACCGCAUUUGUAUCAGAUCCACGCACACGGUUCAACCGAUAAAUUGCCAUACACGACCAUGGGAUCGGGUAAUAUGAUUUAGUAGAUCUUGUGUUAAAUUUAUUUCGCGAGUCGCGCCAAAGUGAUUAGGAGCAGCCGGGUAGAGGAUUUAAUCAGUGGAUGCUUUUUCAUCUACCAUCUUCACAUUUUUACCCCGAGAAUACCACGACUGCAACUAUUAAAUGAUCACCUAUCAUGAAGACCCUUUUCAAACCUCCACAAGGUUCCCUCGCUGCCAUGGCCGUGAUGGAGAUGCGGUAUAAGGAGGAUAUGACUGUAGAGCAGGGAAUGGAGCUUGUGGCUGACAGUAUUUCAGCUGGUAUCUUCAACGAUUUGGGCUCAGGAGGAAACUGUGAUAUUUGCGUCAUCACAAAAGAGGGCAAGAAGCAUAUUCGAGGAUACAGGUCAGAGAACCAGAAAGCCUACAAAGCGGAAUUUCCACCGUUUCCGAAGGUAUAGAUUAAUCGUGGACGCUAUUAUAGUUAGUGUGUUCUCUGAAUCACUCUAGAAUCAGAACAAUUUUGGAGCAAAACGAAAACCGUAUGAGUGCAACAUUUUUCUGAGCUCAACUUUUUCGUAAGUAAUCACAUCUAAAAAUCUUCAAACCCACUACAGGGCGCCACGCCAUGGACGGGUGAGAGCUUCAAAAAGCGUGUCAUCAUAGAGGAAGGCAACACAAUUGACGGCGAUGGCGACAUCGUCAUGGGCUAAGAGAAUUAGCAUCCCAAGGAUUUUUUUUCACCCCUUGUAAAUAUGAAUCCACAACUAGCACAACCACUACUUCCGCCCAAACGUGAUGUAAAGCCUCUUCGAAUUAGCAUCACAACGACCUCCCUUAAGUGAGAAAAAAGUGGUCGCUUGAUGUUGUUUUUCUAUUCCCUCCAAGUCCAACAGCCCGUCUCGCUCUCAGCUCCUGUGUAUCAUGAUCGGCCUGCGAUUUACCCACUUGUCAGAUCGCUCUUUGGUAUGCUCAGGGCCUAAGCAACUCGUGGAGGUUGAUGUCGUCGUGACCCAUCUCAUCAGCGAAGACGAUUUUUUGUAAUUCAACAUAGGAACUCGCUUUCCUCCAUUCAGAUCAGUGAUUGGAAGGCAACACAUGAAUACACCUCUCGUCAGGUACCAGUAAGCAGAACGAGGUGCUGAAGAGCCUUCGUUUUCUUCAAUGUUGAGAGGAGAACGAUAUGAGAGGUGCAAAAGGAAGGAUGAAGGCGGAGAGAGAUGAGAUGGAAG